CUUGUAUUUUCUCAAUUAUAUAAAUUUUAUAUUUAAUAAUUUAUUUAUUUUUUAGGUUCUUAUACACCAAGCGCUGGAUUAGAUUUAGUAAGAAAACAAGUAGCUAAAUAUAUAGAAGAACGUGACGGGGUUAAAACUAAUUAUCACGAUAUCUUUAUGUCAAGUGGAGCAACAGAAGCUGUUAGAUCCGUUUUAAGCAUCUUGAACAAUUCAACUAACGAUAAACCACCAGGAGUCAUGAUUCCUAUUCCACAAUAUCCUCUAUUCUCUUCAACUGUUGCAGAAUACGGAAUGUAUCAGAUCAGUUAUUAUUUAGACGAAGAUAACGAAUGGGCAAUAGAUAUGAGCGAAUUAAAAAGAGCCGUUGAUGAAAGCAGAAAACAUUGCCAACCGAGAGCUUUAGUAAUAAUUAAUCCAGGAAAUCCCAGUGGAUUUGUAUUAACUCGAGAAGAUAUCCAAGAAAUCAUUCGUUUUGCUUAUAAUGAAAAUCUUUUUAUAUUAGCAGAUGAGGUUUAUCAGUAUAAUGUUUACGAUGAGAAUUCGAAAUUUAUUUCAUUUAGAAAAGUUUUAACAGAGAUGGGUCCUCCAUAUUCCGAAAUGGAAUUAGCAUCUUUUAUGUCAGGUUCAAAAGGUUUUAUGGGAGAAUGUGGAGCAAGAAGUGGAUAUUGUGAAAUUAUUAAUUUGGAUAAUGGAGUUAGAGAGAUGUUGAUGAAGUCUUUAACUGCGAAACUUUGUCCUACAAUUCUUGGACAGAUUGUGAUGUAUGGAAUAACAAAUUCUCCUAGACCAGAAGAACCUUCUUAUGAAGAGUUUACAUCUGAAAAGAACGCAAUUUUAUCGUCAUUAAAGCAAAGGGCCGAAUUAUGUUACAGGGUUUUUAACAGUAUGGAGGGAAUGAAAUGUAAUAAAGUUGUUGGCUCUAUGUAUGUUUAUCCUCGUAUUUUUAUGCCAAAAAAGGCACUGGAAAUGGCAAAAGAAAGACGACAAGAACCUGAUGAGUUUUAUGCUAUGAGUUUGUUAGAAAAUUCUGGUAUUUGUGUUAUACCAGGAUGCCUUUUUGGGCAAAGACCAGAAACUUACCAUUUUCGAUUGACAUUCCUUCCACAAAUGGAUAAACUCAAAAUAAUUCUUCAACGAAUACAAGAAUUCCAUGUAAAAUUUAUGGAUUUAUAUCGAGACGAAGAUAUAUAAAUUUGCUUCAUUUCAAAUUAUUCUUUUUUAUAUUUUGUUAAUAUUUAGUUUUCUAAUGACAAAAAAUAUCCAUCAAUAUUAAAACUUAUUGUU
Molecule: messenger RNA, 1284 nt
Organism: Centruroides sculpturatus (bark scorpion)
Lineage: Eukaryota; Metazoa; Arthropoda; Arachnida; Scorpiones; Buthidae
Product: alanine aminotransferase 2-like
Exons: 10
Coding region: 157-1191 (344 amino acids)
Biological process (GO): biosynthetic process
Molecular function (GO): pyridoxal phosphate binding; L-alanine:2-oxoglutarate transaminase activity
Source: RefSeq, a predicted model, not a curated record